AUGCUUCCAACGCCAAGCAUUAGCCACAAUCGUGCCUAUGGCCAUGGUCAACCCGUACUGUGGUGCUGGCACAGUGAACGCCAAGGCUACCAUCAUCAUGUUUGGGUAAAAUCUUCGCGCAGCCGCCCACCUGCCCUUCAACAAGAACUGCUCCACAGCAACCAUCACGCAACCGACAACAGCAAACACCAACGAGAAUUCCCGGCUCGAUGCAGAGACGGGAAGGUGUGGUUCGCUAGCCGCUACUGCCACAGCUUUCCAAGACGCAAUUCCCGGAGCCGGAAACUCGCAGUCGUCUUUCGAUGCAUCGAUGAUGCAAGGAUAGGCUGUGGUGAAGAGCACAAAGAUGCUGGGAGUGACCAGACAUGCGCCGAGCGUACCUGA
Molecule: messenger RNA, 384 nt
Organism: Ascochyta rabiei
Lineage: Eukaryota; Fungi; Ascomycota; Dothideomycetes; Pleosporales; Didymellaceae
Exons: 1
Coding region: 1-384 (127 amino acids)
Source: RefSeq, a predicted model, not a curated record